AUGGAUUGCGAUGAUUGUUACAAGUGUGCUCGAAAGACCGGUGGUGACGAUGUCGAUAAGAAGUGCAGCCCGGCCUGUUUCAAGUGCACUUGCGGGAAGCUCUUCAAGAAGCUCUACAAUCUGAAGAACCACUACCAGUCGCACUUCAACCCGACGCCGGAAAAGCCUUUCGUGUGUGAGGUGUGCCAGCGUGGCUUCAUGCGCAAGCAUGAUUUGAAGCGCCAUGCGACUACCCACAUGGAGACUUUUACGCCGUUCGCCUGCGACGUGUGUCAUACUACGUUCACUCGACUGGAUGCGCUCCAUCGUCACGUCAACGGGAAUCGGUGUAAGGGUUCUCCGUAG
Molecule: messenger RNA, 345 nt
Organism: Fimicolochytrium jonesii
Lineage: Eukaryota; Fungi; Chytridiomycota; Chytridiomycetes; Spizellomycetales; Powellomycetaceae
Exons: 2
Coding region: 1-345 (114 amino acids)
Source: RefSeq, a predicted model, not a curated record